This is a messenger RNA of Pectinophora gossypiella (pink bollworm), 4680 nucleotides long. It is a transcript of the gene Vinc, whose product is annotated as vinculin. NCBI's taxonomy places the organism in Eukaryota, Metazoa, Arthropoda, Insecta, Lepidoptera, Gelechiidae. Bases 138 to 3020 code for a protein of 960 amino acids. Gene Ontology annotation, molecular function: actin filament binding. Gene Ontology annotation, biological process: cell adhesion. The record is from RefSeq and is a predicted model, not a curated record. The transcript is spliced from 25 exons.
UCUAUUUCUGUCAGUAUUUUUCUGUCUUUCUUGUUGUUCGGUUGUGUUUUCGUUAUUUCCGUGUUUUAUUUGUGAGGACUCUGUGUUAUUUGUGUUUAUUAUCUAAUGUAACAUAAGUGCCUGACAAAUUUUAUAAAAUGCCGGUGUUUCACACGAAGAUAAUUGAAAGCAUAUUGGAACCUGUUGCACAGCAGGUAUCCAGGCUAGUGAUCCUACACGAAGAAGCAGAAGAUGGCAACGCCAUGCCGGACCUGGCGCGGCCCGUGCAGGCCGUGUCGCUCGCCGUCAACAACCUGGUCAAGGUGGGUCACGAGACCAUCGAGUCUUCAGACGACCCGAUCCUCCGUCAAGACAUGCCGGGAGCCCUGCGGCGCGUGGAGACAGCCGCCACGCUGUUGCAGCAGGCUUCUGAUAUGCUGCGCGCUGACCCAUACUCCGGACCUGCGAGAAAAAAGCUGAUAGAAGGGUCCAGAGGAAUUUUACAAGGAACAUCGGCAUUGCUGUUGUGCUUUGAUGAGUCUGAAGUUAGGAAAAUCGUUAAGGAAUGUAAAAAGGUGCUAGAUUACCUGGGCGUCGCGGAAGUAAUCGAUACCAUGGAGGACUUGGUUCAGUUCCUGAGGGACAUCUCACCAGCGCUCUCCCGUGCUGCCAGAGAGGUGGCAGCGCGAGCUUCUGAGCUAACGCACCCGCCUCACGCGGAUACGCUGACGCGCUGUCUCGAGAGCGUCAAGCAGCUGGCGCCCGUGCUUAUCUGCGCCAUGAAGAUAUACAUACACAUACUCACUGAGGGUGGCAAAGGUAUUGAAGAAGCAGCCGAGAACAGAAACUACCUCGCUCAAAGAAUGGCAGAUGAAAUUCAUGAAAUCAUUCGGGUGUUACAGCUGACGUCAUACGUGGAAGACGGUGGCGAGAAAGACAACAUCGCUGUCCUGAAAGCCCUUCAGUCACAGAUACACAGCAAAAUGGCCGCGGCGCACGAAUUUCUUAAUGACCCGUCGGCGCUGCGCAACAGCGGCGGCGAGCGCGCGCUGCGCUCUGUGCUGACGUCCGCGCAGCGCGCCGCCGAGCACCUCGCGCCGCACCACGCCGACGCCGUGCGCCGCACCGUCAGGUCCGGAGGCAUAAACGCUGAUCACUUAUGUGACGAAAGACAGUUUGGACGAGGACGGGAAUCUAAGGCAUUAAACUUAGCGGCAGACUUGCGGUCACAAUUGAAUGAAGUGGACUCGAUCGUGAACGAGGGAGUCAGGGAUGCUGAGAAGCAGGGUGGGAAAACUAUGCAGGCCAGGUUAGAGACAGCUCACAAAUGGCUGCUUCACCCGUCCGCCGAUCCGCAGACGCGCCUCGAAGGUCAGAAGGCUAUCAAUAGCAUAGUUUCGCAGGGACAGCGGAUUGCGGACGGUCUUCAAGGGCGUGAAAAGGCAGAGAUUCUUCAGCUUUGUUCAGACGUACAGCGGUUGUCUGACAAACUGGCUGACUUGUGUAUGAGCGGCAAAGGAGAUACGGAAGAAGCGAGGGCCAUCACUAGGGAAUUGACUGACAAACUGCACGAGCUGAAGCGCGCCAUGGAGCGAGCGGUUGUCAACCGUGUUGUGGAGGAUUUCAUCGACGUCGCUGCGCCGCUCCGACAUUUCACUGAAGCUGUCAACGCACCUGAAGGCACGCCGGGCCGCGAGGCCAACUUCCAGUCGACGGCGGCGGCGCUGGCGGCCUUCAGCGCGCGCGCCGCCAACGCCGCGCACCUCGUGGCCGCCGGCGCCGGCCACAACAAGCGGCUGGCCGACCAGCUGCUGCAUAAUGCACAACAGGUUGAGAAACUUUCGCCUCAACUUAUCGCAGCUGGAAAAAUUCGUCUUAAUUAUCCAGACAGCAAGGUGGCGGAAGAGCAUUUCAACAAUUUGAAGAAUCAAUACUCGGACGCGGUACUGCGUGUGAGAGAUCUCUGCGACCAGGCUGUCGACCCACUGGACUUUGUUCGCACUGCAGGGGAACUCAUGCAGAAGCACACCUAUUUAUGCGAGGAUGCUAUUCGAAACAAUGACUCACAAAAGAUGGUCGAUAACACGUCAGCUAUUGCUAGGCUAGCGAACCGCGUGCUGCUGGUGGGCGGCGCGGAGCGGGACAACACGGAGGACGCGGAGUUCGCGCGCGCGCUGGCCGCGGCGCACGGCCGCCUGCAGGCCGCCAUCCCGCCCGCCGUGCACCGCGCCAAGGCCGUGGCGCUGGGGGACGCCGCGCAGGCGCCGCACUGGCGCAGCGCCAACGCAGAGAUCAUCAGCGCAGCAGGCGACGUGGAGACGGCGCUGGGGCGGCAGUACGCGCCGCCGCCGCCGCCGCCGCCGCAGCUGCCCGCGGCCCUCAGCAAGCUGCACGUGAGCGAGCCCGCGGCGCCGCCGCGCCCGCCCCCGCCCGCCGCCAGCGCCGCGCCGCCGCGCCCGCCGCCGCCCGCCGACACUGACGACGAGGGCGAAGAUAUCUUCAGGCGCCAGCCGCAUCCCAGCCAGCCUAUCUUGGUGGCAGCUCAUAACCUGCACAAGGCGGUGCGCGAGUGGUCGUCGAAGGACAACGAGAUCAUCGCGGCCGCCAAGCGCAUGGCCAUCCUCAUGGCGCGCCUCUCGGAACUCGUGCGCUCCGACUCUAAAGGCAGCAAACGUGAGCUGAUCGCAACAGCGAAGGCCAUCGCCGAAGCUUCCGAGGAGGUGACGCGGCUCGCCAAGAAACUCGCCAUGGAGUGUACCGACAAACGUAUCCGUACUAACUUACUGCAAGUGUGUGAGAGGAUCCCUACCAUCGGCACGCAGCUUAAAAUCCUCUCAACUGUCAAGGCAACGAUGUUGGGCGCACAAGGAAGCGAAGAAGACCAAGAGGCGACGGAGAUGUUGGUUGGAAAUGCACAAAAUCUGAUGCAAAGUGUAAAGGAAACGGUGAAGGCAGCCGAGGGCGCGAGCAUCAAGAUCCGCACGGAGCAGGGCGGGUACAAGCUGCGCUGGGUUCGCCGCUCGCCCUGGUACCAGAUCUAAAACUAGUCCUCCACCGACCAGGCUCAUACCUGCCUUGAUAUAAAUACUGCCAAUACACAUAUUAAUUACAUAACGUACAAUUGAUACAUUGUACCAAGACAAGCGUGCCACAUCAUGAGAGAUAUUUAGUACAUAAUCAUGGAAUAAAUCUGUAAUUCUGUGAUCAAGAAUCUUUCGUUCGCAACCGUGACUUGAUGAUUUCUGGUUCCUCCAGAUUCGUAUAGUAAACCAACUUGCGUUACUUAUUCACUAUUAUAUUUGUCAUGUAAUUUAAAUAUUAGUUUUCUGUCGUAUGGGUUGUGAGUUCUACCCCCGCAUAUCUAAGCCGCCGGACUACACACUUACUGAGGUUAAUAAAUAGCCGGGUCCGACUGCUUAACAUGUCCUCCGCAGCAAGGAUCAAUUUACUUUCGGGUGAUCAGUCUGUAGUGUCCUAUUCACGUCCUAUCCAAAUUAGGGAUCACAAAAUAAAUGUUAGUGAGUUGAUAUCAUAUCAGUUAAGUACAUUCAGACUCACCACCAGGACAUAACUAGGCCGCAACGCUAAGUUCAUACAUGUAAAGUACAAUUUACAUUGCCCGUAGAUUGUGUUGUCGGUUAUUAUGGCAUAGAGUAAACUCUUGGAGUCUUCCUACAAUAUGUAGAGGAUUUAUUUAUAAAUGAUAAAAUAUUUUAUGUAUUACUUAUAGAAUUCUGUGUUGUUUAUAAUAUUUAUAUACAUACGCAAUAUCAAAAUAUGCCUUUUAAUGUUAGGUUAAUGAUUGAGCUUCCUAAAAUACACUUGAUUAAUAUAUGAGUCAUUUAAAAUAUGUUUAUUUGUUUAUACAUUGGAUGAUAUUUUUUUGUCGUAUCAAAUCGUACAAUUUUCAAAUCCUAUUAUAUUAAAAUUUGAAGGCCCCAGAUAGCACAGAUUAGAAAAGUUUUAUUUUUUACAACGAAUAAUUUAUGUUAAUAAAAUAUAAGAGUGUGAUUUGAGAAGUCAGUGCCAUGUGUUAGUGCUUUAUAUUGUAAUAUUAGAGUAGACUUAGUUCUUACCGCAUAAUAUUAAAUCUAGCAAUAUUAAAUACAUUUAAUAUUAGUCUGUUAUUUGGUGGCAAUAUUUUGAACGUAAGCGAGCCAGACUAUCUACUCCGAUUUACUGAAGUUAUCAAAUGAUGAAUACACUACCGUAUAUGGGAUAAGCGUUGUGAGGUAGGUAACUCUUAUUACCAAAUGUUAAAUGACAGUACCUUUAAAUGCCUUCCGAUCUUAUUACAAUACAGGAAAAACAUAUAUGUACGUAGUUCUAACAUAUUUAUAAAUAAUUGGAUCAUACUCUAGGUACACAGAGCUGAAAUAUGUAACUAAUAUUCCUCAAUUUACAACACUACACGUUAUUAUAGUACUUUAAUAGUGUGCCUAAAUAACAGUUUUAUAAUAAUUAAGAUAUAAUGAUAUAUUUUUGUAUGCGAGAGCGGUUGAAUUUGCGAACGAAUAUAAUAUAAAAUAAUAAACUAUUAGCUAAUAAUAACUGUAAAUAACUUUAUUUAUGUUGUGGUACUAAAUUGUGUGCUUAUUUUAUUAAUUCGAAGUUUUUAUAUGAUUUGUAAUAAUUUUACAUUUUGUUAUUCAUGUAAUAAGUUAGGUUAUUCUUAUUUAUUCUAAUAAAGAUUUUAUUUAA